GCGAAUCGCAACUUUUGCUCCGGCGCCGCGCCGUGUCCGGGCUUCGCUUCCCUCGGCGGAAUCUCCCUGUUUUUCCCCGCCGGCCCCGAUCCUUCGGGGUCUCGCCCGGUUCGCUCCCGCCUGCCCGCUCCUCCGUGCAUUCGCUUCUGGCCUCGCCCGGACGGAGCGCGCCUCCGGGGACCGCCUCGCCUCUUCUCCCUGUCCGCGCGCGGCUCGCUUUCCCCCCGGGGUCCGCGACCGCUUGCUCGCCCCGGCGGGCAGAGGCGGGCGCGCCUCUGCCUGCCGCCCUCGGAGCUUGCCAGCCGCCCGCCCGCCUUCCUCUGCAGCUCCGAUGAAACCCGGCGGGGGAGCCGAGGCGCCGGAGGGCGAAGGCGCGGAAGGGGAACGCGAGCCGCUGAACCCCGAGUCUUCGGAGCCGCUGGGCGUCUCCGCCACCUACCGGGAGUUCGUCCGGCGAAGUUACCUGGAGCUGAUGAGUGCCAACCAGCACUCGCUGCACGCCCUCAACUGGCGGCGGCUUUACCUCAGCCGGGCCAAGCUGAAAGCUUCCAGCCGCACUUCGGCUCUGCUCUCCGGCUUUGCCAUGGUAGCCAUGGUGGAGGUACAACUGGAAGACUACGACUAUCCUUGGCAGCUGCUGGUGGCCUUCAGUGCCUGCACGACGGUGCUGGUGGCCGUCCAUCUCUUCGCUCUGAUGGUCAGCACGUGCAUCUUGCCCAACAUCGAAGCUGUCAGUAACAUCCACAACCUCAACUCGGUCAAUGAGUCCCCCCACGAACGCAUGCAUCACUACAUUGAGCUGGCCUGGGGCUUCUCCACGGCUUUGGGGAUUUUCCUCUUCCUUACCGAAGUGGUGUUGAUCUGCUGGGUCAAGUUUAUGCCUGUCGGCAACAUGGGGACGAGCAGGAAGUGCUGCGCUCCAGAGCAGCUGCAGGACGGGAACGCCACGGCCUCUUCAGACAGCUCCGGCUGGAACGCUGCCAUGGCCUCCACGGUGAUUAUGGUGCCCGUCGGCAUCGUGUUCAUCAUCUUUGCUUUGCAUUUCUACCGCUCCUUGGUGGGGCACAAAACUGAUCGGCACCAGCAAGAGCUGGAAGAACUUAACCAGAUCAAAUAUCAGCUGGACGGAGAAGCCACGGCUCUGCAAGUGGUGUGAACUGGCAGCCUCGCUUGAACUGCCACGGCCGUGAACUUUUAGAGAGAAAGGGCCCCGUCGUCCCUCUUAUCCUUGUGUUUUUGUCUCGACGGAAAAACUGUUAACGUAACUGCCGCUGUUGGAAUUUAACCCCAAAGCUGUGUGAUGUUGAUGUCACUCCACAGUCUCCCAACGUCCAACGACAUUCGUUUGCCUUUCCUAGGAGACAAUUAUCAAGCCCAGGACACGUUGUUGAAAUAGGCUGCUCCUGAAAAGCAAGGGAGUGAAAUCUAGGGAGCCUUCUUCCUUGGGGAACUUCUCCAUUUGGUGGGUUUUUGAUCGUACAGUAAAAUGUUUACAGUAGGCAGUUGUUGGGGGAAAAGAACAGCUUUGGUCUGUCCAGCUUUGGUGAGACUGUUGCUUUGCCGUCUAAAGAUUUCAACUUUGUUUUUCUGCGGAACUGGAGAAGACAAUCAAAGGGUCUUUGGUAUUUCUGAUAUUUCGAAAUGAGUGGGUUUGAAAAGGUUAAUGCAGUCCAUUCAUUUUGCCGUUUGCUUCUUUUCCCAUCUCUGCCUCUGGAAUGGUAAAGAGUUCACCAACCAAGAUUGGUUGGGCUGACUUUUGAGCAGGUGUUAAAACCGCUGUGUCCCAAGAAAGGGGCCUAAUUUUCUGAAGCUGAUCUCCAGCUUUCACUGUGCAGUUCCCCUCGCUGCUUAUUGGACAAUUCAUUUGAAAAUAUCCGGUACCAAACCUCCCGAUCAAUUUGAUGGAUCAGAGGGGCUAGGAAGUACUUGCAUCUUUGAUUCGGCAUUGUAAAUCCAGUUUUUCCAGUUGGUUCCCUUUCCCCCUCCUUGGGACCCCCUAAAUCCCACAGUCCCAGACAGAACGUUUGAUCUAGCUAGCACAUCUGGAAGGCACUAGGAUGGAGAAAGCUGUGCUCUAGCCAGUCUUUUGCAUGCACUCUGCACCAUUCCUCAGAUGCUUGUUUGCUUACCUCUAUGGAAACUUGGCAUCAGUUUUGGAUCAUUGUCAGAGUUGGGGUCAGUACAGAAAGUUGGACUUCUGACUAAGGAAUUCCUGGGACAUGCAUAUUAUCCCCAUAUAUGUGCUUUGCCCCCAGUCAUAAAUUGCCUGGUGCUCCCCAGGGAUCCCUAUUUAUAGAGACCAAGUCACACAGUAUCUGGGGGGGACAGACUGCUUGGCUCCACUGGGAGAUUGCUUUGUUGCUUGGGUUGGUUUUUUUUCUUUUUUCCAAAGAAGGAAGCAGACUAUUGGGGUGUGGUAGAAGUUAAAUCUUAAGUCCAGUUUAGGAACUUGGGGGAAGUAGGGACAGGAGUUUGCUUGCCUCUUGUCUUUUCUUUCAAGAACAAAACUAGCUGAUUUGGUGUCAGACCUUGAUCAGGAGAGCUCCCGAAACAUUAAAACCAGGCUGAUAUCUUCUCCUUCUCCAUCUUCCUGAACUUCCUGUCCUGCACAGAUGUGGACCAGCUUCUUAUCUCACGGCUGAAGAUGCUGAGAGCUGCGGUUGAAGAUAUCUAGGAAAUAUGACAGUUCUAGAAGGCUAUGCCUGUAGUAAGAAAGUUAAGACCAAGAUAUCACAGGCAGCUCUUUAUCAAAUAUAUUGCAGAACAUGCCUAUGGGUCUUUAUCAAAGGGGCAGCCACAGUGGAAGCCGAUUUCCUGCUGAACAGGAAGUGGGGCAGCUGAAGCCUUUGGUCUUCAGCUGUUCAUCUCUUCAGGAAUGCUCAGAUGUUUCCCCUUAAGAGUUCUGCUUCCUUAGAAUAAGGAGCCGCAUGGACCCACCUCUUUAUUUUUUUCUGGGAGCAAAGUAGUUGGGAGAUAAUUUGGGAAGAUGGGAGAGAGAUUUUUGAAUGGAUAAAAAAAUAACACGCCGUUUCACCAUCAUGGAUUCUACAGCUGUUUUACUGGAGAAGAAAAACAUACCUCCCGGAUGUGCGUGUAGGAAGAUGGGAGGGGGAUCAAAGCAGAAUUAGAUGUACAGGAAGCCCAGGAACUGCAGGUCAGUGUUUCUCAACCUCGGCAACUUUUUAAGAGGCAUGGACUUCAACUCCCAGAAUUCCUCAGCCAGCACAGCAGGGUGAACUCUUCCAUUUUGGGAGCUGAAGUCCCCGCAUCUUAAAAGUUGCCGAGAGGUUGAGAAGUACAGUGCUAGAUCGUGCAAGCAGUGUUAAUGAGUAUGGCUGAGGGGAGAAGAGAAUGCACGGAAGUUGGCUGGGAACACUUGCUAAAAUUGUUUGAAGCACAGUGGCUGUUAAAUGCUCAACACCUUUUCUCAAGCAAUGCUUUACUUUCCAGUUAAAACAUGAAUUAAUUUAGUCUUCACCAGGCCAGCUCAAUUACUUGUACGUCUCAGAGCUUGGCUUUUAAAAAUACUAGGGCAGGGGUAGCAACCUUGGCUCUUUUAUGACUCGUGGACUUCAACUCCCAGAAUUCCUGAGCCAGCCAUGCUCAGUUGAAGUCCACGAAUCAUAAAAGAGCCAAGGUUGCCUACCCCUGUACUAGGGAAACCAGCUUAGUUUACAUCAGCCUUGGUUAGCUUGGCAUCUUCUGAAUGCACUGGAACAGAAGCUUCCCUAACUGUGAGUCGGUAUUUUGUAGUCCAAUGCACCUAAAGGGCAAAGGUGCUUUAGAUCUUAACUAUGCAGGGCUAGAGGUUUUACACUUGUGAAUGGUACACACUUAAGAGCUUGGUACACACUUUAUCAUGUAUUCUCAGACUCAUUUCUAUAAGUGGAGGAGGGUGGGUGCCAAUUUGGGGCAUGUUUAUUUUUAAAAUAAAAUGUUUUUAAAAGAAUGAAGCUUGUCUAAGUCAAGUUACCAAAAUAUGCUGGAAUUAAAUAAUAAAUAGAUCAUUCCCAGA
This is a messenger RNA of Crotalus tigris (Tiger rattlesnake), 4015 nucleotides long. It is a transcript of the gene ORAI3, whose product is annotated as ORAI calcium release-activated calcium modulator 3. Lineage: Eukaryota; Metazoa; Chordata; Lepidosauria; Squamata; Viperidae. The coding region runs from base 332 to 1156 and encodes 274 amino acids. The record is from RefSeq and is a predicted model, not a curated record. Gene Ontology annotation, cellular component: membrane. Gene Ontology annotation, molecular function: store-operated calcium channel activity. The transcript is spliced from 2 exons. Gene Ontology annotation, biological process: store-operated calcium entry.